This is a messenger RNA of Trichomycterus rosablanca, 2546 nucleotides long. RefSeq names its product small ubiquitin like modifier 2b (gene sumo2b). Lineage: Eukaryota; Metazoa; Chordata; Actinopteri; Siluriformes; Trichomycteridae. Bases 89 to 376 code for a protein of 95 amino acids. The record is from RefSeq and is a predicted model, not a curated record. Gene Ontology annotation, biological process: protein sumoylation. Gene Ontology annotation, cellular component: nucleus. The transcript has 4 exons. Gene Ontology annotation, molecular function: protein tag activity; ubiquitin-like protein ligase binding.
GCCCGCGCACGUAGGCGCCGGUUUUAUGCGCGGGGGCGCGUACGUGCGCGUCCCCGCGUAGUCUUUGUGUGGCGCUAAUACAAUAACCAUGGCAGACGAGAAACCCAAGGAGGGAGUGAAAACCGAGAACAAUGACCACAUCAACCUAAAGGUGGCAGGACAGGACGGCUCGGUGGUGCAGUUCAAGAUCAAGAGGCACACGCCGCUCAGCAAACUCAUGAAGGCCUACUGCGAGAGACAGGGACUGACGAUGAGACAGAUCCGAUUCCGGUUUGAUGGGCAGCCCAUUAAUGAGACAGACACACCCGCACAGUUGGAAAUGGAGGACGAGGACACGAUUGAUGUUUUCCAGCAACAGACAGGAGGAUUCGUCUAAGCACUAAAACUGCCGGGUCCCUCCCCCCUCUCUUUAUCUUCCCUCCCUCUUCCUACACAGUUACGCACGUCUGCUGGCGUAUACUGUGUUUUAUCCCCACGCCCACUUUUCCGUUUUGAACGUAAAUGAAAUAAGCUUUAUACACAGGUGAACGCUGUCAGAUCUGAAACACGUCGAGCCCAGAUUUUGUUUGGGAAGAUUCAACCCUGAAACUCUUGGACAAUUUCGAGAGAUGUGCAGUGUAUGGACAAAAGUAUUGGGACACCCCGUCUAAUUCAUGAAGCAAUGUGUUUCAGCCGCAACAAUUUCUAACAGGUGUAAUUACUCAAUUAUAUAAAGGAAAUUAUAUACUUCCAACUUUGCAGCAACAGUUUAGGGAAGGCCCUUUCCUCUUCUAGCAUGACUGUGCCCCUGUGCACAAAGCAAGCUCUAAAAAGACAUGAAGCAAAGCUCGGUUUAAAGAAACUCCCGUGUCCUGCACAGAGUCUUGACCUCAGCCCCUCUUGGGAUUAACUGGAACAUUAAUUUAGGCUUUAUUGACCGACAUCAGUGCCCAGCCAUACACAUGUUGUUCUAUCUAAAAGAGAUCACAUAGGGGACACUCUAGGUCAUUUUAAUAAUACUUGUUUUUAAACUGGUUUGUCUAACAAGCUCAUGGUCAGGUGUCCAAAUACUUUUGGCCAUAUAGUUAUAUCCAGCUGAUCAGUGCAUCCCAUACUAGAGAUGGACCUGAUGACUUGUGUCAGCAGUCUAAUAAAGUCAAACCUUUUAUUGAUUUUUAAUGUCAUCCGAGCCAGCGUACACAAAGUAGAAGAGCUGAGCAACAAGUUUAAUGCUUUUCACCAAAUGUAAUUAUAAUAUGCAGCCGAUUGUACUGAUUCAUACAUAGUUCUGCAUAUUUCAGUCAUUUGCAUGCUGCUUUGAAGCACAACAACUGGGAUCAUAUAAACGCGCCUUAUACAGUCAUACCCAAGGACUAGAAACGCCAGGAACGACCGUACAUAUAAUAGACAGAAUUUCUGGCAUCGUCUUAUUUCUAUAGCUGGAUCAGCUUGUAAUAAUGAGCAUAAAUACCUGCACACACACACACACACCAGUCUGAACAGAUGCAGCCCUGGCAGCAGUGACCCAGGAGCAGAUUUAAAGGUUGCACCUCCACCUUUUAUUGCCUUUUUCCAUUGCAUGGUUCCCUACAGUAUAAUACUGUACGCAUCCAAAUCCAGAGCUAUCUGUAGCGUGCCUGAAAGCUGCUGUCUGUUUCCGAAUGCUAUUGAAAGCAGUAACUGUAAACAGGGUGGUAGCUCUGGGGUUAGUGUACAGGACUAGUAAUCAGAGGGUUGCUGGUUCAAGCCCCACAUCUGCCAGGUUGCCACUGUUGGGCUUUUGAGCAAGGUCCUUUACCCUCAAUUGCUUGCAGUGUUUAUGGUCACAAUUGUAAGUCGCUUUGGAGAAAAGCGUCUGCUAAAUGCUGAAAAUGUAAACGUAAGCAAUAGCAGUAGCACCAAAUGUGAUUUUCAGUUUGCCCUGCUGCAGUUGCGGUGUUUCAUUUACAAGUUGCUCGGGUGGCGCAGCAGUUAUGAUAGCCCUCUACCUUUGGGAUCCGGUUUCGAACAGCGGUGCUAUCUCCUAGCCAGGUGUCUACACAAACAUGAUUGGCUAUAUCUGAUCUGCUUUAAUCUUGACCAGGAUAAGGCUUUUGGUGUACAUUAAAUUAGGAAAAUGUUUUCAGGAAACCACUUCAAUAAAAUCUACUGUGGUGUACCAUGCAGUGGAAAAGGGCCGUGUAUUUACCACCCCUGCCUUCCCUGGCGUGGUCCAGGUCAGCAAGUACUCGAUGAUUAUUUAAUUGCAUAUCACAUGAAAAUGAGAUUUUGACACGAACGUGAUUUGGCAAAGAUGCAUCGUUCUCGUCUUGUAAACAUUUCUUCUGUUACUGGUUUCUCUCUAAUACAAGAAUACAAGACAAGUUCUUUUUUACCGCCAAUCAGAAUGUUUUUGUUAGCUGCCUUUGGACAAAUUUGGAAAUAUUUUAUUCAUGUUUUUAGUAAUAGUAGUAGAUACGUCCCAGUUUCAGUAGGUGAUGUAAGAAUAAGAAAAUCCUGAUUAAGUAAACCUUCUGUAUUGUUUAAGAAAUCAUUUGUUAAAAUAAAAAUAAUUGUUUUUACCUUAA